Messenger RNA from Cryptomeria japonica (Japanese cedar), 1565 nucleotides. Its product is annotated as phosphoserine phosphatase, chloroplastic. Gene Ontology annotation, molecular function: magnesium ion binding; L-phosphoserine phosphatase activity. Gene Ontology annotation, cellular component: cytoplasm. Lineage: Eukaryota; Viridiplantae; Streptophyta; Pinopsida; Cupressales; Cupressaceae. The transcript has 7 exons. Bases 198 to 1142 code for a protein of 314 amino acids. Gene Ontology annotation, biological process: dephosphorylation; L-serine biosynthetic process. The record is from RefSeq and is a predicted model, not a curated record.
UCCACCAACCUUAUGAAUCAUGGGAAAAUACCGCGAAUCGGUGAGAUGACAUACGGGGGCUCCUCUUGGUAGCUCAAGUCAUCCACACCCACCGGAAGCUUAAAUCUUCCUUGUUCUGCUGAAGUGAUACUGAUUCAAGAAAAUAUGACUUUUCCCUAAAAUUAAAGUUUCUCAAUCCAACCACAUUUUUUGUAGAGAUGGCAGGGAUAAGCAGAGUGCUUCUCUGCAAUCCCUCCGAAUCAUCUGCUCUGCUUUGCCCUAGACUGCCAGUUGGGCUAAGUUUAUCUAUCCCUGUGUGCCUACCCAAAUCAGAUCUCCGCCAUUUUUCAACAUCCUUCUGUGCUACGAGGAGCUAUAAGUGGGUCUGUUCAGAGACAAAGAAGAGAGCAGCUGGUCACAUGAUGCGUGCCCUCGGGGCUGAAGCCAGUCAGAUAUUACCCUUCACAGCCAAAACAUCGCCUUCAGAAGAAUUAUUGAAGAUUUGGCGCAGUGCUGAUGCUGUUUGCUUUGAUGUGGAUAGCACUGUCUGCAUAGACGAGGGCAUCGAUGAAUUGGCAGAAUUUUGUGGUGCAGGGGAAGCUGUUGCAGCUUGGACUGCAAGAGCAAUGGGUGGUUCUGUUCCUUUUGAGGAAGCCCUUGCAGCUAGGCUUUCCUUGUUCAAGCCUUCAAAAUCUGAUGUUGCUAAUUUUUUACACAGGAAUCCUCCCAGUCUCAAUCCAGGUAUACAAGACUUGGUGCAGAACCUGAAGGCCAAGGGUGUUGAUGUUUAUCUUGUAUCUGGAGGAUUUCGUCAGAUGAUAGAACCUGUGGCAGAACUCUUAGAGAUACCACCCAAAAGCAUAUAUGCAAAUAGAUUGUUAUUCGGUAGUGCAGGAGAAUUCGUAGGAUUUGAUCCCGAAGAACCGACUUCAAGAAGUGGAGGAAAGGCCACUGCUGUUGCACAAAUAAAGAAGGAACAUGGAUACAAAACAUUAGUGAUGGUGGGAGAUGGAGCCACAGACCUUGAGGCAAGACGACCAGGUGGAGCAGACUUAUUCAUUUGCUACGGAGGAGUACAACUGCGGGACAAUGUUGCCCAAGCUGCUGAUUGGCUUGUUCUGGCCUUUGACAGUCUCAUAAAGGAAUUGAACUCCACGUGUUGAUUCACUUUUCAGUGUGAAAUUUGUUUGGUGUAUUAGAGCUUCCAGCUCAAUUUGUUCUCGUUGGUUUUGUAUGCCAAAGAUUUGAAUUUCCUUUCUGAUUAUAUUCUGUGGUUUGCAUCUCUCAAGGGGUUGGACUGCCCUGGGACACUCGCAAAUGUUGGGUGUAAAAUGCAUAAUAAGUAGAUGCAAAUCUAGCCCCAUUUAUUUCUAAGGAGAAAAAAAAACAAUUCUUGAGAUAUAUAGCAUUCAGGAGAAUAAUAAGGGUGCACGUUUCUUGCAACUAGUAAUUUGUAUUCUAUACAUGAUGUAAUAUGAUUCUGUAGUCUAUUUUCUAUGCUAUCGUACACCUAAUGACAAUGUAUCAAUGUACUCUAACAUGCUUCGGUAUUGCAUAUCUAAUGGCAUUGGUCUUCAGUGAUCUCA